This is a messenger RNA of Acipenser ruthenus (sterlet), 1939 nucleotides long. Its product is annotated as phospholipase A1 member A-like. Lineage: Eukaryota; Metazoa; Chordata; Actinopteri; Acipenseriformes; Acipenseridae. Gene Ontology annotation, molecular function: lipase activity. The transcript is spliced from 10 exons. The coding region runs from base 57 to 1424 and encodes 455 amino acids. The record is from RefSeq and is a predicted model, not a curated record.
UGCUGGGGUGAGGCUUCUGGUUGUAGUUUGAUGCUGUGGACUGAAGAGACUUGAAGAUGCAGAGAACUCUGCUUUGCCUUUUUCUUCUGCUUGGAGCUGCAGCAGGCAGCGGGUCGAAGUGUCAGGAUUUCAGAAGAAGAGCGCCGGGGGCUCUCUGGAUGAGCGUGUUGGGGUUCAGUGCUGGACGGGGCCCCUGUGGGGUCCCUCUCAAUGUAUCGGGGUCCCUGUCUGGGUACCCCUGGAACCCGUGGCUGCCUGUCGUCGUGAUUCUCCACGGACGCCGCCCCCCCAAAGUCAGACCCCGCUGGGUGGGGGUCAUGGCCCAAGAGCUGCUCUCCGCACACCAGCUCAAUGUCCUGGCCAUCGACUGGCUAGCUCCUGGCAACCAAAACCUGCUCACAGCAGCCACGCAGGCAGGCAAGCUGCUGGCAGGGCUGCUGCGCUCCCUACUGGCUAAAGGCUUCAGUGCUACAUCUCUGCAUCUGAUUGGCUUCGGCACAGGGGCUCACAUCGCAGGAAUCGCGGGGUUCCGUCUUCGAGGCUCUAUCGGCAGAAUUACAGGUUUGGACCCCUUCGGCCCGUCUUUCCUCCACACGGGUCCCAGGACACGGCUGGACUACACUGACGCUCAGUUUGUGGACGUGGUCCACACCAAUUACAGAGCUAAUGAACCCAUAGCAGCUCUGGGGCUGCGUCCGCCCAUGGGGCACGUGGAUUUCUACGUGGGGAAAGGCUACCAGCUGCCCGGCUGCCCCAAGUCGCUGCUGGACAGGGAGCGCUAUGUCCUGUGCAGCCACCAGAAAGCCUACCAGCUCUUCACCAGCUCCAUCCGCGCUGGCUGUCCUCUGACUGCGUUCCCCUGCUGCUCGCUGCGCUCCUUCACUAGGGGGCACUGCACACGGUGCCAUCGACCAGGGCUGAGGAGCUGCCCAGAGCUGGGCUAUAACACCUCCUGGCUGACAGCAGACAGGCCAGUCCCAUUCAAGAAGCUCACCGCCUUUCUGGACAUUACCAGCUCCCCUCCGCACUGUGUCACAUACUUCCUGCUGGAGCUGCAGAUCGGGGGCACGCGUUCGCUGCGGUGCUUGCUGUUUGUCAAGCUGAAGGGGAGAGGAGUGGAGACCUCGGCCCUGCGUCUCUCCCACUCUGCAGUGACUCUUACCCCCGGGAAGGUGUACCAGUUCCUGGUGCCGGCGGACAGGGACGGAGAGUUCAACAGCCUCCUGCUGGAGCUCUACACGAGUCGCUUCCUGCAUCUGGAGUGGAGGAGGAGGAGGGUGCACAUCGAUGGGCUCACUCUCACACGACUGCCCAGAGACAACGGGACUGUCUACUUUGCAAACGACAUUGAAGCUGCAGAGGGGCGCACAGAACACAUCCCCCUAACGAAGGAAGAGGAGCUCUCUACGAUACUGUCGAGCUAGGCAGGGGCAGGCAUGAGUGGAGGACGAAGACAACUGGCGAGAUCCAGCAUAAAACAACAGAUUUCAAACCAUUUCCUGCUUUUCCCUUCCUAUAUGAAUUGCGGCCGGAUGUUUUACACUCACUGUCCGUUACCUGAUUGCAAUAAACUGCUGUACAAGCGCAGUGCGUUCAUGUUGUUUCUCGCUCUUGUUUGUAAUACAAUGCGAUGCCUGCAAGGACAGUGUCCAUCCUGCCUUGGCGGUUUAUUUUCACAAACAGCAUUGAUAACGAAGGGAUUAAAACACAUGUUCACUUCUUGGCAUUGCUAUAUUACCACCGCACCCCACUCUGUUGUGAUCGAGACCUCUUUGUCCUGAAUUAACUAUUUAACAUAUACCAGUCACAGUAACACCAGCUCUGUUGUGAACUUAUACUAGCUAUGAAAACAAAUCUAUUAAAAUACGCAGUCAAAGACAGAAGGGGGUCUAUUUCAAUUAUUUAAACAGAUACGGCUGUUGAUAAUAUCGGCUUCCUA